CUUCCGGUUUCUACUUUCAAGAUGGCAAAUUCCCUUGUAGGAAGACAUCAAAUCCCCGUUCCUCUCAAGUGAGUCGAAGAUAACAUUAUGAAAAUCAACCUACUAUACGAUAAUUGCCGUAAAACAUGGCCCAAAGCCGUGUGCGCGUUUGCAAACGUUUGCGGCGACAUCAGCUGCGCAAUCUGGUUCGUAGUUUUAGUGCCACAAAUAUGGAAGAAUUGUAAGCGUCGAUCUGUCGAGGGACUUAGCAUUCUUUGGGCCACUGCGAACUUUACAGCCUCGCUGGUAAACUGUUUCUUCGCUUUUUCUUUUCCGCUGCCUGUGUAUAUCAGAGUGUCAGCGGCAUAUAUGCCCUUUUUAGAGUUUGCCAUAUUAUUACAGUUUUGGUUCUAUUCCAAGCACUCUGUGAGAAUGAAACUAACCUACGGCGCUGGCUGUUUUCUAAUCUGGAUCGCAGUGAUCAGUUUAGAACUCUCUGUUGCCGAUGCCGAGGAAAAUUUGCAGUGGUUGGCAAUCGUUCUGUGGUCUAUUGAGUCAUUUCCGCAGGUUAUUUUGAAUAUGCGCCUUCGUUCAACAGAUGGUCAGUCCACAUACUCAGUUGUACUUACACUUGUUGGUAAAACCACUGAUUUCUUCGCAACUUAUCUUCUGCUUUUACCACCACAAUAUGUUGUCAUGACCUAUUUUUCAAGUACCAUGGCUUUCAUCAAUGGAAUACAG
Stylophora pistillata is the source of this 720-nucleotide messenger RNA. RefSeq lists its product as uncharacterized. Gene Ontology annotation, cellular component: membrane. NCBI's taxonomy places the organism in Eukaryota, Metazoa, Cnidaria, Anthozoa, Scleractinia, Pocilloporidae. The record is from RefSeq and is a predicted model, not a curated record.